AUGGUCGUAGAUUCCCCGAUCCCUUCGGCAGCUCUGUUCAAGCGCGCUCUCUCUCUCUCUCUCUCUCUCUGCAUUAAUUCUCCAAUGGCGAAUCAGCCUUUACUUUCUCCAUUAGCCUAGUACUGACAAAUUCCCUUCUAUAUAUGCUUCUCUCUCUCUCUUCUGAACUUCAAGAGCAGAAAAAGCAUUAAAAACAGAGUUCAGCCUUGAAAAGGAAGUCGCAGCAGGGCAGAAGUCCGCUUCACUUUUCGUCUCUCUUCGUUUGGUUUCGAAUUGCGACCCGGAAAAUGACUGUUGAGCAGAAGUUCGAUCAGCCCUCCGAUCAAUUUCCGGUGGGCAUGCGAGUCCUUGCCGUCGACGACGACCCCAUUUGCCUCCGGCUGUUAGAGACCCUGCUCCGCAAGUGCCAAUACCAUGUUACGACAACCAGUCAGGCAAUCACUGCACUGAAGUUGUUGCGAGAAAACAAAAACAAGUUCGACUUGGUCAUCAGCGAUGUUCAAAUGCCUGAUAUGGAUGGUUUUAAGCUGCUUGAGCUUGUGGGGCUUGAGAUGGACCUACCUGUCAUAAUGUUGUCUGGGAAUGGUGAUACAAAACUCGUCAUGAAUGGAAUCAUCCAUGGAGCUUGUGAUUAUUUGCUGAAACCUGUUCGAAUGGAGGAGCUAAAGAACAUCUGGCAACAUGUAGUUAGGAGGAAGAAGUUUGAUUCCAGGGAUCAGAACAAUUCUGACAAGCCUCUUCAUGAAAGUGAAGGAGGACAAGCAAUUAUACCGGCUGGGGAUUCUGAACAAAAUGUUAAACUGAACAGAAAGAGAAAGGACCAGAAUGAAGAUGAGGAUGAAGAUCGUGUCAAUAGUGGACCCAAUAAUGAGGAUCCAUCAACCCAGAAGAAGCCUCGGGUUGUUUGGACAGUGGACUUGCAUCACAAGUUUGUGGCAGCUGUUAAUCACUUGGGCAUUGACAAAGCUGUGCCUAAAAGGAUUCUGGAUAUGAUGAAUGUGGAGAAGUUGACUAGAGAAAAUGUGGCGAGCCAUCUCCAGAAAUACAGGCUUUACCUAAAAAGGAUUAGCUGCGUUGCAAGUCAGCAAGCUAAUAUGGCUGCGGCUUUAAGUGGUUCAGAUUCUGCCUAUUUGCGGAUGACUUCUCUGAAUGGAUUUGGAAAUUUUCAUGGUAUGGCUAGUUCUGCACAGUUUCAAAAUGCUGGUGUCAGGUCAUUCUCAUCUGGUGGGAUGUUGGGCAGAUUGAACACUGCUGUUGGUCUGGGCAUGCGUGGCCUUUCUCCCUCUGGAAUGGUUCAACUGGGUCAUGCAGAAAACUUGAGCAGCCCUGUUAGUUCUCCGAGCAAUUACCAUCCCAGUAUACUAUCUGGGAAUCCAGACGGGAACAUACUUCAUGGAAUGCCAUUGUCAUUGGAAUUUGAUCAACUACAACAGAACAAAGCUGUUGAUCCCAUUGGAGAUCUAUCUACUGUUGCUAAUGACCCAAUGAUUUUUGCCAUUCCAGCCAACUUCUUGGGUAGAAAAGUAAAUGGCGGUAGCUUGAGCAACCCUGUCAUUGGUGCCCCCUGCAACCAGGUGAUGUUACAAGGGCACGCUCAAGAAAUUGAAAGAGGAGAAGCAAGCGGAAAUCAAUCUGUAACAGUGACCUGCUCAAAUAUGGAAUUUCCUUCACAUUUACCUGAUUUUGGAAGAUGUACUGAUGGUUGGUCUGCUAUUCAGUCUUCUGAGAUCCAAACAAAUUCUUAUACAUUGAGUGAAUGUUUUAAACAUGUUACUCCAAGUUUGAGAAACAAUAUAUCUUCAGUUGUGAUGGAUGCUGGGAGUAACUCUCAUGAUAUUUCUUCAGCGAGUUCAAUAUCUGCUGGUUUUCCAGCAGGCCCAGGGUGGGAUGACAACAAAUUGGGUAUAUCUCAGAACACAAAUCUUAUUUGUGGAUCAACAAACUCUGUGAUUCCUCCUCAUGGUGUUUCGGGUGAAUUCAGCCAGAAAUUGGGCCCUAGGAAUGCAGUAUGCAAUAGAAACGAUGACUUCAAUGUGAUUGCACAGCCAAACCUUGUUAAUCCCUUGACCAUGCCACAUAAUGAGUUUGAACCUUCAGGUAUGGAGUCAACAGUAAAGUUGAAGCAAGGAUACCUUGUAGAGCAAAAAAAUUCACAGAAUGCUUACACCUAUACAACCGUUGGCUCUUUGGAAGAUUUAGUGAAUGCAAUGAUGAAACAGGAACAAGACAACUUGAUCACAAGCAAAGGAGACUUUGGAUUUGAAACUCACUCAGUCGGGACUUGCACCUGAAGUUAGAUGUCAGCUUUCGGCUCAUAAGCCCAGAAGGAUCAGCAGCAAAGCAGUCAUGGUUCGAUGAGAGAUUGUGCCGCCAAGUAAUUGAUUUGUAGUCCAUUUAUGUAUGUAGCCUUUGUGGACUUAGUCAGAGUCUUGCACUGCUACACUACUUGCCAACGUUGCCUCAUCAAUAAUAUGUGCCUUGUGUUAUU
Diospyros lotus (date-plum) is the source of this 2488-nucleotide messenger RNA. RefSeq names its product two-component response regulator ARR12-like. Lineage: Eukaryota; Viridiplantae; Streptophyta; Magnoliopsida; Ericales; Ebenaceae. Gene Ontology annotation, molecular function: DNA-binding transcription factor activity; DNA binding. Gene Ontology annotation, biological process: cytokinin-activated signaling pathway; phosphorelay signal transduction system. The record is from RefSeq and is a predicted model, not a curated record. The coding region runs from base 288 to 2291 and encodes 667 amino acids. The transcript is spliced from 6 exons.